Molecule: messenger RNA, 465 nt
Organism: Symbiodinium natans
Lineage: Eukaryota; Dinophyceae; Suessiales; Symbiodiniaceae
Source: the annotation of a GenBank genome assembly
AUGGGAAGCGCAUCAGGAAUGCCAGUCUGCCAAUGCUGCUGCGAGAACGAGAAUGACUCCACCGUCAGCCUGUUUCCUGUUGGGGUAGUGCAGAAUGGCUCCUCAUUGGCUUUGGUGCCCCUUGACCUCGUGUCAGAUGUGGCAGAUGUGGCAGAUGAUGCCGUGACGGCACAUACGUCGAUGCCCGUACUGCCCGUGCCGGUUCUCCCUCCAUCGACAUUGUUGAAGUCUUUGGAAGGUCGGUGGUUCUUGAAGAGCAACUUGAGGCCUCUGUGCCAAGUUUGGAACUCCCAGGUGUUCUUCGACCCGGAUUCCGCGCUCCGAGACACAGUUCAUUUCUUGGCAGAGGAAGGGCCAAACCUUAUCAGUCUCCACAUGAACGGUCAAACUUUCUACGGCCGUGUUUCUUUGGAGGCACAGGCUGCCAUUCUCUGGGAUCAUGGGGAGAGCUGGAUUAAGCAGUGA